Messenger RNA from Didymella exigua CBS 183.55, 490 nucleotides. RefSeq lists its product as uncharacterized. The record is from RefSeq and is a predicted model, not a curated record. Lineage: Eukaryota; Fungi; Ascomycota; Dothideomycetes; Pleosporales; Didymellaceae. The transcript has a single exon. The coding region runs from base 32 to 337 and encodes 101 amino acids.
GGUCUGGAAUCGGUGUGGAUCUCAAAUUGGCAUGCGUGACGUCAAAAAGCAGACUGCCACGAGCACGAGGCUCCACGUCGGUCCUUUUCGGAAGUUUGGCGUUUGCGCUUCACGCAGAGCAGCAAGAUCAGAUCUCCUCACGCGCGGCUCCGGGCCCGCAAGAAGGGAGAAUGUCAAGCAAGCGCGCGAUGGAGCCAGCCCUGCGGAGAGUCACAGGAACCUCCAAGCGUUUCCGGGGCCCUUGUUCGGAUCGCCGACACCGUCCGUAUGCAGACCCAGACUGGCUGACGCAAGAUCUCCGGCUUCUAACCGCAUCAAAGCCGCCCCCAAGGGAUGAGCUGGAAACAGACGGCUGAUGGUACCUGCGCGAGGCGCUAACGUGAGCUGAAGUCCCCAACCAUCCUCAUCCCUCAUGCUCUGUGUGCUGAUUGCUGCCGCGGAAAAUCCCACAGCCAGCCGUGAUCGUCAUCGUCGAUUCCAUGCUGGGCUC